AUGAGCAGCAAGAACCUAAUGACGACGGGGACGGUAAUAAUGGUGAUGAGCAUGAUGAUCUGUGCCGUGCCCGCUGGAAGGCCUCCGGAAAGUCUACUUAUUUACAAAAUCCGGAGCAGCGAAGGGCGGGGACUCACACAGGCUCAUCGACAUAUGGUGAAGAGAGAAGCUACCGACUGGCUGGAACAAGAAGCCCCCGCGCGUGCGUCCCGUCUCGUCCUCCUGCUGACGAAGGCCGGCCUCGAGCUCACCAGGCGAAAGAGAAAUGCGCAGGCAGACCCCGGCGUGAGCGAGGACCACGCGGACACGCCUGCUGAAGACAUGCCAGCGAACGAUUUUCCAGCAGCGGCGGAAGAAGGACCGAACGCUGACGGAACGAAGACGGUGCCGGAGCGAGAAACGAAGACGCAGAGGAGAAGGAAGAUAAGAAAGAAGAAGAUCCCAGGAGUAGCACCAAGGUCGGGUACGCUGCUGAGACAUGGCAACAGCAUCGUGAAGGUCAGACGUGUGAAGAAACGGAAGAAAGUUCCUGAAGGCGAGAUACAAGGGACUCAGCUGCGAAUGGGAACGGCUAAAGGGAACGGCGUCGCGAUUCGCCAGGGAACGGCAGCCGUGAAGGACAAGACAUCUCGGCAGGGUGAGAGCUACCGCCAGGGGGCAGCCAGGCAGAGUGCUACAGAAGAGGAAGAAUACUAUUACUAUUACGAGUAUUACGAAGAUACUGGCGAUUCCGCAGUCCAGAAUGAAAAAAACGUGACAAAUAACAAUGCAAGUAAUACACUGGGCCAGCAAGGAGACGGCACCGAUGGCUACGAAGAUUACUACUACUAUGACGAAAGUCCCGAUACCGAGAGCCCAGGGGACGGCACCGAAGGCCAAGAAGGAGACGGCACCGAAGGCGACCAGGAUUACUACUACGACGACACUGGAGGAGGAGACAACGCCGACGGAGGAGAUGGCACCGGCGGCCAGGAGGGAGACGGCACCGACGGAGACACAGAAUACUACUACGACGAAACUGGUAAGAGGAUGCGAAGGGCCGAAUGA
This is a messenger RNA of Penaeus indicus, 1047 nucleotides long. RefSeq lists its product as uncharacterized. The coding region runs from base 1 to 1047 and encodes 348 amino acids. The record is from RefSeq and is a predicted model, not a curated record. The transcript has 6 exons. Lineage: Eukaryota; Metazoa; Arthropoda; Malacostraca; Decapoda; Penaeidae.